Durusdinium trenchii is the source of this 3400-nucleotide messenger RNA. Lineage: Eukaryota; Dinophyceae; Suessiales; Symbiodiniaceae. The record is from the annotation of a GenBank genome assembly.
GAACAUACCAAUGACUUCAUAGGCAACUCUCUCCGUGAAUCUUGCGAGUUGGCCUUGGGCCUUGUCAGCGAAGAAGACAUAUCAGCAACUCAACAAGCUGUAGAGGCCUUGGCUGAGAUGGAUGGCGAAAAGGAAGGUCUUGGGGGCAUUGAACAGUUUCUCCUCAACCAUGCUGUUGGCCAAUCCCUUGUGGCCUUGGCUACAAGCCGGGUAGAUUCAGGGGAGAAUGAGGCUAAGGCCACAGAGUCAUUGAAAAAACUUGAGGCUUCACUUGGCUCACUUCAAGCGGUUUCGCAUGGAGGGGCAAGUGUGGGGAUUAAGUUGAUCACUGCAGAUUUGCAGCCAACCCAAGAAUUGAUCGUCGAAUGCAGCAAGCAGCUCUCUGUUCUCAAAGCUCGCAAGGCGACAAAGGAACCCCUGGCAAAUGCAAAGCAAACUUGCCGAGCUCACGAUAGGCUGCGCGAUGUUCUGAAGGAGCACAUGUCUGGCUUUGCGACGCAAACACAAAGGCUGCUGCGCGAAGAGCUCAAAAUCAACCUGACAGUUGCAGGCCUGCUUCGGGACUACAAAGAUUUGUCACAGAUGGUGUGUAACGCUGCCAAGUUCGUUUUUUCUGAGAAGGAUGAAAAAGGCAAGAAGCAAGAUGUGAACGCUUCGGAGCUCAAGCGAUGGUGCGACACCCUCCCAAAGCUCUUGCCAGACAGGGUUGGGGCCGACUUGGCCAAGACAUUUGAUACGAGGUUUGUGUGUGUUUGCCAAGCAAAGCAUGAAGCGCUUGCCUCUUCUGGUUUGAAUGCCAUCGCUUCCUUGGUCACAGCCUGUGAGUCUGGCUCACCAGGGUCUCUUUCAGCAGAAGAGCAACAGCAGCUGCUGCUCAAAAUACCGAAGGCUAACGCCCUCAAGUCGUUGGUAUCUUCCUUCUUGGAGGUGACUGGCUUGACUUUUUCAUUGAAGACGCUGCGGCCUGUGGUAGGAUGGGCAGCCCACGACAAACUCAGCAUCACUGACGCAGUGAGCUUUGUAGCAGCUCUGGAACUCACCUCCAAGCAUUUGCAGUUAGUUAGUGCUGACAAGACUUGCCAGGACGAUUUGAGCAAGUCAGGUUUGCUUCGAGCAGGGCCAUGGCUGAGUGAAGUCACUAGAAAGGCAACGAGCUCAGUGUUGGACCUUUUUCAGAGCGCAAACAGGAGCCGUCAACUGGGUACAGACAAGCUUAGGGUGGUAAAAAUGCCAGAUUUGACCGAUGCAGAUGCUUACUGCAAGGUUGGUCUCCGCGCUGUUGGCCAGCUGGCCCAGUUGACCCGCGAACUUGAAGCUGAUAUCAAAAAGAUGCAUGAUGUGAGGAGUGCAAUGACCCAGCUCAAGUCGACAAAGUUCUGUCCUAAAGAGGGGCCACCGGCCGUGUCAGUGAUAGAUGCCUGGAGCAAGCAAUCAGGGAGCGACCCUUUGCAGCCUAGCGAUUUUGAAAACACCAGCAACGAAGCAGUCAAGAUGUAUUCUUUCCAUGUGGCUGCAGUGGCUUCUGUAUGCUUGCUUCGCAGCGAACAACUGCAGGCUGAAACACCUGACAAAAAGAGCAUGAAGGACUUGGCAAACCUCUCAGCCACUUUGAAGCUGAAGCUCGAUGGACUUCCAGAAGACUGCAAGGCGCUCAAGAAGUCAGGGGCAAGCCUCCUGGCAGAGUGUGAGUCCAAGUCUAAAGGAGUGGCCAAGCGCCAUGUGAGUGAGGAGGGAGGGCGACAGAAGGGCAGUGACAAGAAGCUGGCCUUGGCAAAGGAAGGGAAGGAGCCACAGAAGGCAAAAGAAGAGAAGGAACCGCAGAAGGUGGAAGCUGGCAAGGCAGAAAAGGCAAACGCUGAGAGCUCAGGCAGAAAGAGUGAAACCGAAACCAAGGAUGGAAACGACAAGGGCAAGGGUGAAGACUCGACCAUGGAUUUCGCGAGUCUGUUCACAGAGAGCAAGAAGGAGAAAAAGGAAAAAAAAAACAAGAAGGACAAGAGUGACAAGAAGGACAGCAAGAAAGAUAAGAAAGACAAGAAGGCCAAGAAGAAAGAAAAGAAAGACAAGGAGGGCAAGAAAGACAAGAAGGAACUGAAAGAAGGCCAGAGGUCAGAAGAGGCAAGGAAGAAAGAGAAGAAGAGCCACAAGCAAGAUGACGUAGACCCAGAGAAAAAGAAGAGAAAGAGGGAAGAAAAGACGCCUGAGCGCAAGAGGGUGUUGCGGGAGCACGGCUCUGGGGAUGCGGCGUUGAUGCUGUCGGCUUCAAGCCGGGUCACUUGCCCAGAAGACAUAGUUGAUGGCGCCCUGUUGCCAAAGUUAGCAAAGGAAAAUUUCCAAAGUUUCAAGGCAGCCUGCCCAGCUUCCCCAAUGGCCUUUGGCCUUUCGCCUGAGAAGGCCGACGGCCUGGAGCUGACAUGGGGGUCGUGCUGCUCUGGGAGUGAGGGGGUGCACUAUGUGGUGGCUGCCGUGGAGGAUGCGUUGAAUGAUCUUGGGUACUAUGUGAAGUUCAAACACAUGUUUUCAUGCGAGUCCAACAAGCACAAGAGGGAAUGGGUGCAGCAUGUCCUGAAGAUGGGCAAUGUUUUUCAGAGCCCGGUUGACUGGAAGUGCGCAGAAUAUGGGUGUGUAUUUUCAGAUAUCUCCUACAUGAGGGACAAAGUGGCCAUGUGCGAACAUCACCAGCAGGAUUGCCCCAUUGUCGGUGUUGACUUUUUGUUCAUUGGGACCAGCUGCAAGGAUCUUUCCAGAGCGAACUCCUCAGUCGACCGAUCUAAGCUUGUGUUUAGCCAGGAGAAGUCCAAGGGGGGCUCUGCUCAGACGUUCAAAGGUUUCAUUGAGUAUUGCCAGGGCCACAGGCCGACUUGUGUAUUGUACGAAAAUGUCGAUAGCAUUGACGACAAAAUUUCCAACAGCGCUGAAACGAACUUGACGCUCCUCAUGCAGGCCAUGGGGGACAUCGGCUACCAAGGGCAGAAAGUUUUGACCGAUGCAGCGCAAUUUGGCUUGCCUUGUCGCCGACGCAGGAUGUACAUUUUGUUUGUUCGGCCAGACAGCCCCAAGCUGGGUAUGCACUCCGAUGGGGCCAUUGGCCGGGUUUUUGCCCGAGUAAAAACCCUUGUGACUGCUUGCAUGAGGAGCCCCCCAUGCGCAGAGAAGUGUUUGCUUCCAGACGGCCACCCAGUUCUACAAGACAGGUUGAAGCAGUUGAAGAUUGCCGCCGCCAAGAGCAUGGCAAGCAAAAAGCAACCCCAAAACACAUGGAUCGACAAGCAUAUGGCCUAUGCUGACCAACUUGGCGUUCGAUGGGGGGGUCCUACGCCGCUGGCGUUGUCGGACAAUGAGUGGGUCAACACUAUGACCAAGCGGGAAGUUGAUGCCCUGCGAUUGUCGCAAGUGGAAG